CAGACUUCCUGCUGAGCACAGAGCCCCAUAUGGGGCUCAGUCCCACAACCCUGAAAUCAUGACCUGGGCUGAAAUCAAGAGUUGGACGCCUUACUGACUGAACACACCCAGGCGCCCCCUCCUACUUUAUUCUUAACAUUGUUCCAUGUCCAUUGGAAAACAUUAGAAAAUACAUAAUAGAAAAGUAAAAACAAAGUUUAAUUACUCAUAAUCUGAUAAUCUGGAAACUAGAGAGACAUGGCAAGUGACUACAAUGUGCACUUCUUUUUUUUUUUUCUUUUUUGUCUGCCCUUCACCCACUUGCCUUCACCCAUUUUGCCCACCCUUCUCCCAGCAAUAUGCAAUCUUCGUUGGAUCCUGGAUUGGGGGGAAAAGACUCUAAAGGCAUUAUUGGGACACUGGGGAAUUGAAAGUAUGGAGGAAUUUGAAUAUUUUAGGUAAUAGCAUUAUAUUAAUAUGCAGUUUCCUGAGUGUGAUUGUCAAAUUGUGGUUAUAUAGGAGAAUAUCCCUUUCUUAGGAGAUGCAUCUGAACACAGUGUUGAGAAACAAAGUGUUGUGAUGUCUGCAGCUGUCAAGUGGCAUGCUAAAACACAAAUAUAAACAUGUAUGUAUGUACAGAUACACACACAAAUGCACAUUGCAGAUGUGGCAAAAUGAUAACAACUGGUAAAUUUAGAUGACGUAUAAAAAGGAGCAUCUUUUAUGAAAUACUGAUCACCAUCAUUUUUUUAAAGUGUACUCUUUUUUUUUUUUUUUAAAGUAAUCUCUGUGCCCAUGUGGGGCUUGAACUCACGACCAUGAGAUCAAGAGUCACAUGCUCUACUCACUGAGCCAACCAGGAGCCCCUGAUUACUAUGUUCUUUUCGCAGCCUUUCUGUAGGUUUGAGAUUUUUCAGAAUAAAAGUUGGGGGGCACCUGGUUGGCUUGUCUGUAAAGCAUGUGACUCUUAAUCUCAGGGUUGUGAGUUUGAGCCCCACAUUGGGUGUGAAGAUCACUUAAAAUCUUUUUAAAAAUUUUUUUAAAAAGAAAAGUUGGAAAGUCAGCCAGUUAAUCAAUCACCUAUUACUCUCUCCCACCCAAAGAAAACACUGCUAGAAUUAUGGCAUCUGUCUUUCUUGAUCUUUGAAUGCAAAUAGAGAGAAACAGCUUACAAAUUACGUUUAUAAGUGGACCGUGUUAAUAUGCACUCUUCUGAAACUUGCUUUUUUAUUUUGUCUUUUGCUUAGUCAUUAUCUAUGCCUACAAUUCUAUAUCAGUAUUUCCCAAAAUGUUCCUCAGAAGAGUAGCUCUUUGGGAUGUCCCAAUACAAAAAGAAUCUCUGGUCAAACCAGUCUAGGGUGGAGGCAUUCUACUGCUUUCCUUGCCCUAUCCCUGUUUUGUUUUGUUUUGUUUUGUUGUUUUUUGUUUUUUUCCCCUGCAAUUAAACACUUUUGAUUUUUGUUGCCCUAGGUUUUUCCCCAAACAUGGUCAACUGUGGAACCCAAGGAAUAGCAAUUAAGAGGAGCAUCUUUUAUGAAAUACUGAUCACCAUCAUUUUUUUUAAAAGCAGCCUGAACAUGCAUUCUGCACCCAGCUACCUCACCCAGCCUCCGCCACCUCCUCCACCCCCUCCACCACUGCCCCCACCUCCACCGCCCCAGCCACCCCCACCCCCACCCCAGAGCCUGGGCCCCCCUGGGCGUGCCAACCCUGGCGGAAAUGGCGUGGUGGAGGUGUACAGUGCCACAGCGCCCCUGGCUGGGAGUGGCACAGUGGAGAUCCAGGCAUUAGGAAUGCAGCCCUACCCACCCCUGGAGGUGCCAAACCAGUGUGUGGAGGCUCCAGUAUACCCCACACCUCCGGUAUACAGCCCUGGCAAACAGGGAUUCAAACCGAAAGGACCAAACCCUGCUGCCCCCAUGACCAGUGCCACGGGGGGCACAGUGGCCACCUUUGACUCCCCACCAACGCUGAAGACCCGACGGGCUAAAGGUGCCAGCGGACUCCCAGAAGCUGCAGGGAAGCCAAAGGCUCAGAAACUCAAGUGCUCAUACUGUGACAAGUCAUUCACCAAAAACUUCGACCUGCAGCAGCACAUCCGAAGCCAUACUGGGGAGAAGCCCUUCCAGUGCAUUGCAUGUGGCCGUGCCUUUGCCCAGAAAUCUAAUGUCAAGAAACACAUGCAGACUCAUAAGGUGUGGCCUCCAGGACGUAGCGGUGGCACUGUCUCUCGCAACUCUGUGACCGUACAGGUCAUGGCCCUCAACCCCAGCAGGCAGGAAGAUGAGGAAAACGCAGGGUUGGGCCAGUCCCUGUCGAGUGCCCCACAGCCUCAGGCCUUGCCCGAAGCAGGUGAGGAUGAAGGGGACAAAUUGGAGGCCAAGCAGGUCGUUCUCAUUGACAGCUCCUACCUAUGCCAGUUCUGCCCCAGCAAGUUCAGCACCUACUUCCAGCUCAAGUCCCACAUGACCCAGCAUAAGAAUGAGCAGGUAUACAAGUGUGUGGUCAAAAGCUGUGCACAGACGUUCCCAAAGCUCGACACAUUUCUGGAGCAUAUCAAGAGCCACCAGGAGGAGCUAAGCUAUCGCUGCCACCUCUGUGGCAAGGACUUCCCGUCUCUCUAUGAUCUGGGUGUGCACCAGUACUCCCAUAGCCUCCUGCCACAGCACAGCCCCAAGAAGGACAGUGCCGUCUACAAGUGUGUCAAAUGUGUCAACAAAUACUCUACCCCCGAGGCCCUGGAGCACCACCUGCAGACAGCAACUCACAACUUCCCCUGCCCACACUGCCAGAAGGUGUUUCCUUGUGAACGUUACCUGCGACGGCAUCUGCCCACCCAUGGAAGUGGGGGCAGGUUCAAGUGCCAGGUGUGCAAGAAGUUCUUCCGGCGGGAGCACUACCUCAAACUGCAUGCUCACAUCCACUCAGGUGAGAAGCCCUACAAAUGCUCAGUGUGCGAAUCCGCGUUCAACCGUAAGGACAAACUGAAGAGACACAUGUUGAUCCAUGAGCCAUUCAAGAAAUACAAAUGCCCCUUCUCGACACACACAGGCUGCAGUAAAGAGUUCAACCGGCCAGAUAAGCUGAAGGCUCAUAUCCUCUCCCACUCUGGCAUGAAGCUCCACAAGUGUGCCCUGUGCAGCAAGUCCUUCAGCCGCCGCGCCCACCUCGCGGAGCACCAGCGCGCUCACACGGGCAACUACAAGUUCCGCUGCGCCGGCUGUGCCAAGGGCUUUUCCCGACACAAAUACCUCAAGGAUCACCGCUGCCGCCUUGGCCCCCAAAAGGAUAAGGACCUGCAAGCCCGGCGGCCCUCCCGGAGGAGGGCAGCACCCCGCAGCAGCAGCAGUGGUGGGCGCAAGGUGGUGACCCCCCUGCCUGACCCGCUGGGGCUGGAGGAGCUGAAGGACACAGGGUCUGGGCCAGUGCCCGAGGCUGCCCCAGGCAAGCCGCCCUUCUCAGAACCAGAUGCAGUGCUGUCCAUCGUAGUGGGUGGCACAGUGGGUGGCGAGCCUGAGCUGGUAGUGCCCGGGCAUGCUGAGAGCCUGGGCUCCAACCUGGCACUAGCGGAGCUACAGGCAGGGGCUGAGGGCCCAUGUGCCAUGCUUGCUGUGCCUGUCUACAUCCAGGCCUCAGAAUGAUGGACUCUUGGUGUUUGCUCCCCAAGCCUGGCCUAACGCUCACCUUUGGGUCCAGGCCUCAGGGACUGACUAGAGAUCCUUCCCAAUAGAAGUGAGCCAUUGGCCAAAGUCCUUCUGGAGUGUCAUUUGUGAACCCUGGCCUAUGGCCAGCCUGCUGUAGCUCCUAUUCUGAUGGAUAGCCCUGCAGCAUUCUGGAAUGUGAGGCAGGGCUGCCUAUGGCUUCCAGAUAGGGACAUUGGAGAUAAGAGAGCUGGCCAAGCCAGCAGUCCCGGGUCUGGCUGGUCCAGGCUGAUGUCAGCCCACCUAAGAGAGAAGACAGGAUGGUCUGACCUGCCCUUCAUCUGGGCUAUCUUGGUGUGGCCUCUAGUCAAGAUGCUCUUCUGGAGGCCUGAAAUGGGUAGGGCCCUUAUCUUCUGGAUCUUUUCAUACACGGUUCCACAUGGUAUCUACAGAUGACUCUGUGAUGUAGACAUUUAGGUGGUACUCAAGUGUCAUGGUUAGAGUGCAGCUAUCAACCAGAUUUGGCUUCAAAUCUGCUACUCACUUGCUGUGUGACCUUGGGUAUGUCACUUUACCUCCCUGGACCCUGUGUUUCUCAUCUGUACAAUGGGGCAUAUGAAAUUUUGACCUCAUAGGGCUGUCAUAGGGAUCCAGUAUGAUGAAAUGUGCAAAGAACUCGGCAUAGUGCUUGGCACUUGGAAAGUGCUCAAUAAAUGUUUAUAUCAAAGUGUGUCCAAUGGCUCAGGCUUGAGCCUUGGCAGUUUCUUUCUUUGCCCCUAGGUGGCAGCACCCCCUCCUCCAAAGUGUUGGGGGAGCCGAGAGGUCCCAUGGCCCUUUGUGCACAGCUGUGUUGCCCCAUUAGCCAUGGAGAAGUUUGAUGCUCCCAGAAUGGUUAUUUAAGAACAUGGCUAUGGAAGGGGUUUAUAUUCACUUCUGAAAAUACAAGAUCUCCUGGGUCUUGCCCCAAACCCUUUGGCAUCAGAAACUCUGAUCAGAGCCAGAGGUCCAUCUCAGGCAGGCCUCCAGAAUCCAUAGUUGCCCCCACCACCUGCGCUCUGUCCCCACUCCCCAGCUAGUCCAGAGAAGAAGCAAACCAGGCUUAUUGGGAAGCAAAGAAGAGAAAAGGGGCCUUGGCCAGUGUUUCCUCAUUUCCAUUCACAGCCACACUGCCUCAGUGAUAGGAGAGGAAACAGGCUCCAGAAGGGUCAGGACGGGAUGCAGCACAGCUCUUGCACUCAGUUUGAUGAGUUUCCUUGAAGACUGGUACAUCCCUCAGAUAUCUGUGUUGGGGCUCUGGGCUGGAGCUCAGAGCAAGCCCAACUUCCCCUCAGGAAAGGUACAAUGCAGUAGGAAGGACCAAUGAGGAAAUGGCACACCACUGAGGGGGUGAGAGCUGUAAGUGCACCCAGCCUGCAGGGCCAGAGGAGGAACUGGUAAGAACAGAAAAUCUCUUCAGGGGAGGUCACACUUGAACUGGUCCUUAACACGGAAUAUUUUGAUGGAUGGAUAAAUAGGGGAAGGCAUGCCAGGGAGAGCAAGCCAUGAGCCAAGCCUUCAAGGUAUGACAGUUCUGGGGCUGGUGAAGGGACCAGGAUGACAAGAGAUUUGGGGAUAGUGGUUAAAUCAUCAUAAUCAUGAAUAUAUUUCAAGCUUCCACACGAGGGACACUGCACUUAGCACCUCAGCCCCAUCAGGUGAGAAUUGUUAAUUUCCUUAUUUUGCAGAUGAGAACACAGAGGCGCAGAGAAACUAAGCUCCUUGCCCAAGCUCACACAGCUAGUAAGUCACAGAGCUGGGAUUCCAGCUGGGGUGGCCUGCCUCCGUGCACUGUUAGCCACUUUGCCAUAUUGAAAUAGAAGUUGAUGUUGAAUCAGAAGUAUCCUUGGAUCUUAGGUUAAGGAAUUUGGACUUUAUUCUCUUCAAAAUGGAGGAGUCAUGGGAGGCAUUAAACAUUUUUAAAAAUUGUGCCAUUAAAGAAAAUGUUAAAAACCAUAUCUCCAUCCUAAUACAACUACUGAAGUUAUAUUUCAGUCUCUUCCUGUCAGUGUACACAUGCAUGUAUAUUUAUCAAUAAUCAUAAGGCUUGUGUUUAUUAGCACUUAUGCCAUGCCUGGCAUGUCCAAAGCACUUUUAAUUCCAUCUUGUAGCUGAGAUGAAGCCAAAGAUACAGUGAGGUUAAAUAGCCCCAAAUCACAGAGCAGUAAGUGGCAGAGCUAGGCCACAGAACAAGGGGCAUAUCAGCGUCUAAUAUUUGGUAGAUGCAUAGUUGGACUGCAGGGGAAGAAGCUGGGACCACAUAUUGGGUUCCCAUAACUACAUCCCUCCUAGAUUGGCAGAUGGGAAGACUGAGGUCCAGAAAGGGGAAGGCUAGGGUGCCUGGGUGGCUCAGUUGGUUGGGCAUCUGCCUUCAGCUCAGGUUAUGAUCCUGGAGGCCUGAGAUUGGGCCCUACUUCAGGCUUUCUGCUCAGUGAGGAGUCUGCUUCUCACUUUCAUCCUUUGUGCUCUCCCUCCCCCUGCCAAAUAAAUAAAAUCUUUUUUUUUAAAGGGGAAGGCCCUUGGUCAUGGGUUACUCAAAGUUGACACCAGAGCUGCUCCAGGACCCCAGAGCUCUCUAUAGGACCCCCAAGGUGCUGGAGAGGAUGAAAUAUAAAGAGGGUCCACUCUGAGCAUCCAGGGUUCCACAGAGAUGUUCAAAUCAAGUAGAGCUAGGUUUGAAUCUGGCUCUGUCCCUUCCUAGGUAUGUGGCUGUGGCAAGUCACAUCACCUCUCUGAGCCUCAGUGUCCUCAUAUGUAGAUGGGGGAGAAUAAUAGUACCUACCCAAUAAGGUUAUCACAAUUCAGAGAGAAUUCAGGUAAAGCAGAGAAUGGAUUGGCAGCCCAUGGGUUGAAUGCAGCCUACAGAUAGACUUUGUUUAGAUUUCACAAUGAAAAAAAAAAAAGCCAAUAUUUAAAAAUAAUGAAAUUAAAAACCUGGUGAAAAGGGAGAUGUAUUCCCUCUGUGUCAAGAACAAGAAAAGGAUGCCUGCUACUGUGAUUCCACAUUGUGUUGGAGGCCUAGCCAAAGCAAUAAGGCAAGAAAAAGAAAUAGUAUAAGGAUCAGAAAGGGUGAAAUAAUGGCAAGAAUGCUGAAAUAAUAGCAAAAUCAAUAUAUAAAAAUUUACUACAUUCUAUGAAUAAAAAAAAUUGCUGGGUUCUUAUACUCCAGAAGCAAUUAGAAAAUGUUAUUAAAAAUGGGGAGAUGGGGGGGCACCUGGGUAGCUCAGUUGGUUAAGCUUCAGACUCUUAAUUUCAGCUCAAGCCUUGAUCUCAGGGUCAUGAGUUCAAGCCCUGUGUUGCACUCCAUGCUGGGCAGAGUCUACUUAAAAAAAAAAAAAAAAGUUUAAAAAAAUUGGGGGGAGACGGAGUGUCUGGCUGACUCAGUGAAGCAUAUGACUCUUGAUUUUGGGUUUCUAAGUUUGAGCCCCACAUUGGGUUUAGAAAUUGCUUAAAAAUAAAGUCUUUUUUAAAAAAUGGGAGAUUUAGGGGCAGCCCCGGUGGCCCAGCAGUUUGGCGCCACCUUCAGCCCUGGAUGUGAUCCUGGGGAUCCAGGAUCAAGUCCCACAUCAGGCUCCCUGCAUGGAGCCUGCUUCUCCCUCUGCCUGUGUCUCUGCUUCUCUGUGUGUGUCUUUCAUGAAUAAAUAAAUUAAAAUCUUUUUUAAAAAUGGGAGAUUUCAUAUAAAAAUCUGGAUUCUGACUUGUGUUGAAAAUAAGGAUGUCUGGCAUAGGGAAACAGCAGUCAGGUGGAGCUGAGCUAGCCAGCCCCUUUCACUGGGCACAUGCAUUCCAGAUGCCACGAUUCCUGUUCUUCUCUCAGGUCUCCCUGACACUGCAGCUGAAUAUCAGUUGCUACUUACUAUACUUGUGUUGAUUUAUCUUUGAGUAGAGAAAUAUUUCUAAUUUCCCAUGUCUUUGGAGAGUAGGAAAACAAGAUAGCCAGGGAGGAUUACAUGAUUUUUUAUGUUCCUUGCCUACUCAACCAUCUUACUGUCUGGACCUAAGGUAUAUAACUUGAGGAACCCUGUAAAUAGUGCUUUCUUUUCUCCCUCCCACUGUCAUGUCUCUGCCUCUAAGCUAGCCGGCCUCAGUUUCUCUAUCAAUAAAUGUGAGAAGUUGAGUCAUAACUAACUUUACUGUCUAUUAAGUGUCAAACCCUGUGCUCUGUGUCUUACUUACAUGUCACUGAGUCCUCAAAACACCCUUGGAAGCAAGUUAUCAUGUCCAGUUUAUAAAUGGGGAAACCAAGGCUCAGAGAGGUGCAGCAACCUGCCCAAAUUCUCUCAGCCAGAAUGUGUCAAGCUGGGCUUCAGACCCAGGAAUGACAACUCCAAAAUUCCUGCCUUGUCUCAGGAUCACUAAAGCUCUCGCCAGGUCUGAUAAGCCAAGAUUUGUUUGUUUUUUAAAUCACUUCUCCAAGGCUCCAACCACUUUUCAUCUCCCCAGCCAUUGUUGCCCUGUCCAGGCUGCCAGCCUCUCUUGCAUGGAUGAUUGCAUCAGCCUUCUCUUUGUUUUCCCUGCUUUCUCUCUCCACCGUGAUCCAUUCUCUUGACAGCAUCCCAAGGGAUCUUUCUAAAGCUUCAAUCAGAUUAUGCCAUGUUCUUUUUAAAACUCUCUAGUGGCUUCCAGUCUCUCCCAGAGUCAAAUCUAAAGUUUACCUGAUAGAUUUCAAGGUUCUAUAUGAUAUGGCCCUCAUCUUUUCUUCUCUCAUUCUACUCCAGCCAUACCUGCCCUCUUGCUGCUCCUCCAUCAUAUAGGCCACUUGCUGCCUCAGGGCCUGUGUACUUUCCAUUCCCUCUGUCUAGAAUGCUCUUCCCUCAGAUUUUCAUAUGAGUGGCUCCCUCCCUCUAUUUACCUUUGUCCAAAAGUUACCGCCUCAGGACUUCCAUGGCCUAUCUCUUUAAAAUGGCCCCCCACCCCACCUUCAUAUCACUCUAAUCCCUUAACCUUCGUUUUUAUUCAUCAUCCUUGACAUUUUAUUAGGCAUUUUUUUAUUGUCUGUUCCCCUCAUUAAAAACAAAAGGUCCACAAGGACAAAGACCUUUCUCUGUUUUGUUCACUGAUACAUUUACAGUGCCUAGAACUGCUCAGGAAUUGCCAGUCAAUAUUCGUUGAAUGAACUGAAAACAGCACUUUGAGAGAACAAGACCCACUCUACCCAUCCCCUUUUCCCAUUCCAUGGAGGCCAAGGGUAAAUUUCCUUCAGGAAGAAUCUGUCAUGGAGGCUGAGAAACGGCAAACCUAAAGCCCCAUAAAGCCCCAUUUUCCUUUGUUUUAAGAAGCUUAGAAUAUCUAGGACAUGACAGAGGCAGUGGCUUGGAAAUCUCAGUUGACACAGUAACGUAUUGGUGCAGCCUAGGAGAACUGGUUGGACCAGUUUUGUCUCCCUUGGAGAGGCUGGAGUGGAGGUGGCAGCUGUAGGUGCUCCCAACCCCCAAGGCUGUCAGCAGAGGACUCCUAUGGAUUCUCAGGUCCUGUAGGUUGAUAGAGCAGAUUCCACCUCAGGGUUGAGGCUGAACCUCUCUGUGAGGUCGGGCAGAGAAUCCUGAGGCGAGGGGCUGAGGCCCAAUUUCAGGGCCUUGGGCCCUUUGUAGAAUCACAGAGAAUAAAAUGAGGCCCAAUAAUGGACAAGUCUUGUCCAAGGUCUAUUUUAAAAAGGCCAAAUCCAAACCCAGUUCUCCUGCCCUCCAAGUCACUGCUAUCUCAACCCAUUCAUUUACUAUUUGACAAAAUAUUUAUCAAGUGCCUA
Nyctereutes procyonoides (raccoon dog) is the source of this 9402-nucleotide messenger RNA. RefSeq names its product zinc finger protein 341 (gene ZNF341). The transcript is spliced from 12 exons. The record is from RefSeq and is a predicted model, not a curated record. NCBI's taxonomy places the organism in Eukaryota, Metazoa, Chordata, Mammalia, Carnivora, Canidae. Bases 1464 to 3620 code for a protein of 718 amino acids.